Messenger RNA from Achroia grisella, 1818 nucleotides. Its product is annotated as putative polypeptide N-acetylgalactosaminyltransferase 9. NCBI's taxonomy places the organism in Eukaryota, Metazoa, Arthropoda, Insecta, Lepidoptera, Pyralidae. The transcript is spliced from 10 exons. Gene Ontology annotation, cellular component: Golgi apparatus. Bases 1 to 1818 code for a protein of 605 amino acids. The record is from RefSeq and is a predicted model, not a curated record.
AUGUAUAAGAAAGCUAUGAAAAUUUUAUUUGUCUUCAUGGUGAUUUGGAUUUUAUCUCUAUGGACAAUACAGCAGGAAUUUGGAACAGAAAAUAAUGUGGUAUUUUUUAAAGACGAUCAAUUGUACAACCGAGCAUUAAAUAGGUUGAGAGAUAAAUAUUGGAAUAAGAAUAAGGUUUACACGGAAUCAGAUUUCGAUGUUUGGCAAUUAUUCAAACCAGUGAAUAUUAUUUUAUCUGAUGAACAAAAACUGUCAGCUAUCAAAAGUUCUGAUAUACCUCCAGGAAUAAACGGUACCCCAGUGAUCUUAGAAGGAUAUUCAAGAUAUUCCCUCAAGGCAGUAAUAAAUAAAGGCUGGAGAGAUCACGCAUUUAAUCAAUUUGUGAGUGAUUUGAUACCUCUAAAUCGUACUCUACCAGAUCCUAGAGACAAAUGGUGUACAAAACAAAAGUAUUCUAAGUUACCCAAAGUAUCGAUAGUGAUAUGUUUCCAUAACGAAGCAUUAUCAACGUUACUGAGAACUCUUCAUUCCGUUAUAAACAGAACACCGAAUCAUUUAAUAAAUGAAAUUGUUUUAUUUGAUGACUUUUCUAACAUGGAUAAUCUCAUGAAACCACUUGAAGAUUAUAUAGGAAAUGUUUCUAAUACAAUUUUAGUAAGGUCUAAAAAUCGUAAAGGUCUAAUUAGAUCUAGAAUAUUAGCUAUUACACAUACAACAGCACCAGUAAUUGUUUUUUUAGAUAGUCACUGCGAAUGUACAAAAGGUUGGAUUGAGCCACUUCUUGAUCGAAUUAAACAAAACCCAACCAAUGUCGUGAGUCCCGUAGUCGAUCAAAUACAUGACUCGACAUUUGAAUAUAUAGCUCAAGACAUAAAUGAUCUUCGUAUUGGCGGGUUUAAUUGGAAUUUGAAAUUCAGUUGGUCGGUGAUACCACGUGAAAUUUUAAUGAAAAGAAAAGAACUUUCCGCUCCUAUAAAAACGCCAACAAUAUCAGGAGGACUGUUUGCUAUAAACAAAAAGUAUUUUGAAAAACUUGGAUAUUAUGAUGAAGGUUAUGAUAUUUGGGGUGCGGAAAAUUUGGAGUUGUCUUUCAAAGUGUGGAUGUGCGGGGGUUCUUUAGAAAUUGUGCCGUGCUCUCAUGUCGGUCAUGUAUUCAGAAGGAGGGUGCCCUAUAAAGGUGAAAAGGGAUCAUUGAGGAGGAAUUUGGUGCGGUUGGCUGAGGUAUGGAUGGAUGACUACGCCAAAUAUUUUUACGAAAGAAUUGGAAAUGAGAAAGUGCAAUACGGAAAUGUUACUAAACGAAAACAAAUACGUAACAAAUUGAAAUGCAAAUCGUUUGAUUGGUAUUUAAAAAACGUCUACCCACAAUUACAGUUGCCUGAUAAAUACGUUGCUAGUGGACAGAUCUUCAAUAUGGGUCAUCAAACAAUGUGUUUAGAUACAUUGAGCACAUUUCCAAGCACUAAAAAUGUUAAAAUCCUACCUUGUCAUCAUCGAGGCGGCAACCAGUAUUGGGUCUACACAAAGGAUGGAGAAAUACGUCGUGACGAAAUGUGUCUCGACUACAUAUUUAAUUUAGUGACGUUAUUUGUAUGUCGGAGACGAGUUUCUUCACAAAUAUGGCUUUAUGAGUAUAGGUUUAACCGUAUAAGACAUAUGGAAACUCAAAGGUGUCUGCAAGUUGUGAGAUAUGCGGAAAGAUUAGAGCUUAUAUUACAAACAUGUAGCCAUUUAAGCGCCCAAAAAUGGACUAUGGAAAACUAUAAUGUAGAACGGUUAGGGCCAGAGUUACAAAUAUAUGCUAAAAGGCAAAUGUGA